AUGUUUGACCAGCGUCUAACCUCUUUCUUGUUCUUCUCCUUUCCGAAUUGCAGGAUGAGCACGGAGCGGCUGUCUGUCCAGGAAGUCGAGUCGAGUACUGAAGUCUUGCGUACUGACCUGGAUCUUCUGCUUCCACUUGCUGCUGCUGCUGCUGCGUCUAGUUUGGGCGAUGGAGACACGGAGUUAAUUGGGGAUUUGGGACGGAGGCAGAAGACGGCUCCUUAUGAGCGACUCACUAUAGUAGCUGCUGCUGAGGCCGAUGAGACCACGAUCCAGUUCAUGUUACUCAUGCAUUUCGGGUGUGACUGCGUGCGUCGUGUCCUUUAG
Messenger RNA from Notodromas monacha, 327 nucleotides. The record is from the annotation of a GenBank genome assembly. Lineage: Eukaryota; Metazoa; Arthropoda; Ostracoda; Podocopida; Cyprididae.